Molecule: messenger RNA, 3739 nt
Organism: Drosophila suzukii
Lineage: Eukaryota; Metazoa; Arthropoda; Insecta; Diptera; Drosophilidae
Biological process (GO): cell-cell adhesion
Cellular component (GO): plasma membrane; cell-cell junction
Molecular function (GO): cell adhesion molecule binding
Source: RefSeq, a predicted model, not a curated record
GGGACAUCGUGCGGAUCGAACGUCUGGCGCUGCGUUCACGCGACUCGUACGCUGCAGGGAACCAGUUACCAGUUACCAGUGAGUCCAGUGACUACCGUGAACAGUGACCAGUGAUUCAGACAGUGAACGAAUAACAGCCCGAGAAUUGUUGCAUUUACGGAAUCGCAUGGAUAUUGAAAAAGUUUUAUGAAGAAGAUGCGAAGGCCCGACUCCUGACAGAGUCCAGACCCAGAUCCCCAGUCCAGUUGCGAGUCCUUGGGAGGGACUCCGAUCUGAUUUGCAGGAUUGAGCAGGCCGAGCGAUAACCAUAACUGGAAUAGCGGCCAAAGCAAUUUGAAUUUGUGCAUGCAGCGCAUGGAGCGAGAAAGAGAACGCUGCCGUGUACACACUCUAUCUCUGUCUGUUUCCGGUCGCCUGCAACUGUGUGAGUGCGUGUCCGUGUUCGAGCUGUGUGUGUGCGUGUGUAUUUCGUGUAAAUAAAUGCAAUGCAAAAGGGGAAACAGAAAUAGCAACAUCAGAAGAAACAGGAAUAACAAGCGAAAUGGCAAAAAGUGCAGUUAAGCGUGGAAAUUGCAUUAAAAAUUGAGCAAAAAAUUGCGAAAAACAAAAAGUGGCGAAAAGACAAAAAACGGAACAAACAAAGACGCAAAGCGAAACGCUGGAGUUAACGAGCGCUAAAAGGCAAAAAAAAGCUGAAAAAAGAAAAUCAAGCAGACAGACAGAAACAGAAAAAAGAAUAAAGUUUUGAUUGAAAUUUUCAUUGUGCUUUCAUCCUUUCUGGAUUGUGUAAAUUUCUGAUUAAGUCACACGACACCCUCAACAAAACGCGUGGCGCGAAAAGUAAAAUAAUAUACCCUCCCUUCCUAAAAAAGGAUUCCACACAACUCCAUUCGAUCUAUCGAAACUUGGCAGCAAAUAUCAAAUAUCGAAGAACUUUUUCCGUAAUCGAGCAACAAAGCAAUUGGCAGUUCGUGUUUCAUUAUUUUUGUCAUGACAGUUCGGGCCUACGUUUUGCUAUAUUUUUUAUUGUUUAUGCACAGCAAGAUCGCCGCCUGCGGUUGCCCUGGUCAUAAACAACCCAACUGACUGAUACACAAAAUUGAGCCGUGAACACUGUGAAAUUCGAGUGCGAGUACGAGUGAGUCGGGCAGGAAAAGUCAAAGUCAGCAGGCAGCAGGCAGGAGUUGGAACUGGUAGUCUCACAACCCACCUAACGUCCACACAAAACACCCCGAGAACUCGGGUCGUUGACAAAGUAACGCAUUUAGUGAUAAGAGCCAAACGACUUUGGCGAAAUGAGCAGCCAGAACACCAGGAGCACCAGGAUCCAAGGGGGCCCCAGGAGCAGGAGGAGCACAAGGACGAGCAGCAGCAGCAGCACGGAGAUGGGCCAACUAUUGCUCCUUAUCGGCAUGGCAGUCGCAUCAUGUUUGCCGGGAAUCGAGGGCUUCCAGCGAUUCUCGGAGCAGCCCAAGUACACGGAGGUGAAUCCCGCCGAGGACACGCUGCUCACAUGCAAAGUUAUCGACAAGCGCGGCACGUGCUCCUGGCAAAAGGAUAACAAGCCCGUUGGCAUCUAUACAAAGAAAUACGAAUGGGCCUCACGUAUCCCGAGUAGCGACAAUGGGAACGUCCUGCAUCUGGACCUCCACCCGCCGGCGGUGCAGCUUGGCGGCGACUGCUCCCUGUGGAUCCGCUCCGCCACGCUGGACUUCGACGACGGACUGUGGGAGUGCCAAGUGACGGCCAGUGACUUCACCACCCAGGAUGCCCUCACCAGCCAGCCGGUGCGACUUGUCGUACGUGUGGCGCCGCAGCGGCCGAGGCUCGAGUACGAGGCGGUACACGUGCCGCCAGGACACAACAUCACCGCAGACGCCGGCGCCCUGGCGACGGUCAAGUGCGUCUCGCACUACGGCAAUCCGCCGGCCACUCUCAAAUGGUUUUUGGGCGACCAGGAGAUAUCGCCCAUCCACCCGCAAAUGAAUGCCACCGAGCCGGAUAAUCCACGCACCUGGUCGGCCACCUCGGUGGUGCAGGUGUCUGCAAUGCGGGAGCGCCACGGAGAUAUCCUGCGGUGCGCCGCCUUCCACGAGUCCUACACGGCCAAAUCGGUGGCGGUGGAGGCCCGCCUGGACGUGAAAUACGCGCCGAGCAUCCGUCUAAUUGGCUCGCCGGAAAUCGACUUGGAGGAGGACAAGGAUGCGCUGGUCCUGCGCUGCGUGGCCGAUGCCAAUCCGCCGGCCAGCAUCGUCUGGCGGCGGGCCGGUCGCUCUGAGAUAGCCAGCUUGCAGGAAACUCUGCAAUUGCGUCCCGUCGGACGGCGCGAUGCCGGAUUGUACACCUGCCAGGCGCAGAACUCGGUGGGCACCUCCGAGCAACUCUCGGUGCAGUUGGAUGUGAAAUAUCCUCCCAAAAUUAUUUCAGCUGGCCCGGAUCGUCUCACCACCGCCCCGCUUUUUAGUCCUGCCGCCUUCGAGUGCCUGGCUGAUGGUAAUCCCCUGCCAUCCUUCAAAUGGGUACAGAGAAUGGCCCACGGAUCCAAGUACGUGGAGCGGGGCUCGGAGUCCAGAUUGGUCAUCGACAACGUCACCUACGAGUACCAGGGCGAGUACGAGUGCCGGGCGACCAGCUACAUUAAUGGCCAGGAGCGAGUGGCCAUAUCCGAUCCGGUGUCGCUCCAAGUUGUGGGUGCCCCCCAGGUGCUGCGCCUCCAUCCAUCCCUGCACACCGUCUCCGUGAAGCGAGGAGAGUCGGCCACCCUGACGAUGGUCGUCUGUGCGGAUCCGCGGCCACAGCGCGUCGCCUGGGAAUGGGGAUCUCUGCGUCUGGAGGCCGGCUCGGGCAUCGAUCGCUUCCGGGCCGACGACAUGCAGCCGGACACUCGGGAGGACUGCUACCUGUCCACGUUGCACAUCCUCCACGCGGACGAGCACGACUCGAGGCCCUACUACCUGGUGGUGGAGAACGAGCGGGGCACCGAUCGUCAUGCCAUACACCUGAUUGUGGAGGGUACGUUUGCAGAACCCUACGAGAUGAGCUACCUGAUGGGCGUGGCCGGGGGCUGCAUGGCCGCCAUCCUACUGCUGGUUUGCCUCUGUAUCUAUGCGAUCAAGAGCAAGAGAUGCUGCUUCAAGGGUUCCACGGGCUAUAAAUCAUCGGAUAAAGACAGCGAGAAAGCUGAUUUGAAAUCACGCUCGGAUAGCACGAGUGGCCCUCAAGGUGAUUCGAUUUACACCACGCCUGCGGGCUUCCAUCAUCACCAGCAGCAGCAGCAGCAGCAACAACAGCAGCAGCAGCAACAGCAGCAGCAGCAACACGCCGCAGCAGCAGCAGCAGCGGCCCUACACGCCGCAUCAACCCAACAUGCGCAGCAACAGUACCCGGGACACGGAUCGCCGGAGGCAAUGAAGGUACGCAUGGCUGCAAUGAUAUUACAACCGCCCACUAGGGUCUAGCAGGCAAUUGACACCACUAGCGAGUCCAACGAACAGCUAACGCCACAUGAACAGCAACACGAACUGAUAGACCAGACUAACCAAACGACCCCAAACGAACAGCGACUUGAUGACAGCAACGUAAGCCACAAUAAUAACAACCACAAAACCAGUUCCACAUCGACUACUGCCCUGACCAAUAGCGAUAACAACAAUCUGACCACCUCAGAGGUGGCCAAAAGUGACAAGACCGAUAGUAGCAAUAGUGAGGGCAAUAGUUCACUGACCAGCAGCAAGAGUAG